UCCCCGUGCUAUAUCUUCGUCUCACUCGCUCCUUUCCCAAAUUUCCCACUUUCCGUUACUGGAGGGAGCAAAAAAUAACAAAAAUGGCGAACGCAUGGCGAAGAGACAAACCCUCCUCCCUCUCUUCCCACAAAACCCUAAUUUCCCUCUCCUCCAUCUUCCUCAUCCUCUUCUUCAUCUUCCUCUUCUACCCUUCCACCUCAAACCCUAGCCGCAUCGCACCCUACAAAACCCUAGCCCACGCCCGUGGGAUCCGGCCCUACGAUUGCCUCGCCUCGCCGCAGGCGUCGCCCGUGUUCGCGAGCCUCGUGGAGGGCGUGCGAUACCCUUUCUUCUUCUCCCUCUCCGAUUUCGGCGCCUUGCCGGAGAAGCCGCACAAGAACAUCGUGCGGAUGCUGAAGGGGAAGCCCUUCCGGCGCCCGGACAUAUCGGCGACGAUCCAGGAGCUGUUGGAAGGGAAGGAGAGGGGCCGUGGUGCGGUGGUGGUGGACGUGGGCGCGAAUGUGGGGAUGGCGUCUUUCGCGGCUGCCGCUAUGGGGUUCCGGGUGGUGGCGUUCGAGCCUGUGCUCGAGAACCUGCAGCGGAUCUGCGACGGGGUCUUCCUGAACCGAGCCGGGGAUCGGGUCACCGUGUAUGCAGCAGCCGCCUCGGAUCGGAUUGGGAACAUCACCUUCCAUAAGUUAGUCGGCCGUCUCGACAACAGUGCCAUCUCUGCGACCGGUGCGAAGCUUGCAUUCAAGUCCAAUGAAGAGAUCGCGAUUGAGGUCCCAACAAUCCCUUUGGAUGAAGUAAUUCCUGAUUCAGAACGGGUUUUACUGAUCAAAAUCGAUGUUCAAGGUUGGGAAUACCAUGUACUACGAGGGGCCUCGCGGCUUCUAUCCAGGAGAAAAGCUGAAGCCCCCUAUCUAAUAUAUGAGGAGGACGAGCGGCUUCUGCAGGCAAGCAACAGUAGCUCACAAGAAAUAAGGACUUUCCUUCGAAGUGUUGGGUACAGCCAUUGUUCAAAGCACGGUAACGAUGCGCACUGCACAAAGGAUUAGUCUUCAAACAGCUUUUGGCGGGAAUUUAACAUCCUCUUUAUUCUUUUCGGAAUUUUUGCAGAAAAAGUCCUUUUUCUCUAUUCUGCAACAGUUUACCUUCUUCUUCAUUAUUAUUAUUAUAUUAUUAUUAUUAUUAUUAUUUACUGCUUUGGGCCAAAAUCUAUUUUUAAUGGUCCGAAAUGCCCCUGGCCAGUGUCUGCUAGAGUUCCAUCUGGUGGUGUUCUGGUCAAUGCACGGAUAGUUUAAUGCAAGAUUGCAGAGGCAAAAAAAGUGAAUCAACAUUGCAAAAUGGAAGGAAAGGAGGAUUUUUUGUGCAAAAUGAGUAUUCUUUUCCAAUUCCACAUGAAAGGGAAAUGCUGAUAGGGCAUCACAGGCGAAUUUGCUGUGGAAAUGUGUAGAAGUUUACUUUUCUUUUUGAAACUUCUGAAUGUGGCUGAAGUGAGGGUUUCUUUUUUUCCUGUCUUUCUUGUGGAGAAAUUGCCCCUGGGCAAGAGGUAAAAUGAGUGCUAAUUUUUAUGGAAUGUAAUGUUAACUGCGGUGAGGUCAAUAUCUGAUUUCUAGAUGCUAACCCUGUUAGUCUUUUACUAAUUUAUGCAAAUUGAUCAUGAAGUAGUUGAAAAAUUGUAUCAACAUAUUCUUUGUUUAUUGGGAUCACCUACCUGUAUUGAUCUUAUGACGAUGUGUUAUUAAUGAUGUACUGGUACUGCAUUUCGUGGUU
Molecule: messenger RNA, 1758 nt
Organism: Ananas comosus (pineapple)
Lineage: Eukaryota; Viridiplantae; Streptophyta; Magnoliopsida; Poales; Bromeliaceae
Exons: 2
Coding region: 84-1040 (318 amino acids)
Source: RefSeq, a predicted model, not a curated record